Molecule: messenger RNA, 537 nt
Organism: Lycium barbarum (goji berry)
Lineage: Eukaryota; Viridiplantae; Streptophyta; Magnoliopsida; Solanales; Solanaceae
Product: meiotic recombination protein SPO11-1-like
Exons: 7
Coding region: 1-537 (178 amino acids)
Biological process (GO): meiotic DNA double-strand break processing; meiotic DNA double-strand break formation; reciprocal meiotic recombination
Cellular component (GO): nuclear chromosome
Molecular function (GO): DNA topoisomerase type II (double strand cut, ATP-hydrolyzing) activity; DNA binding
Source: RefSeq, a predicted model, not a curated record
AUGGCUGUAGUUGUUACUCCCUUAAUGCUUGAACAAGAUAUUAUUAGUGUUGCUCAGUACGUUUUAGUUGUGGAAAAGGAAUCAGUGUUCCAGCGACUAGCAAAUGAUCAGUUUUGCAAGAGGAACCGUUGCAUUGUGAUAACAGGAAGGGGUUAUCCUGAUGUUCCCACAAGGAGGUUUCUGUGUCUCCUCAUUGACAAGCUGCAUUUGCCUGUGUACUGCCUGCAAAUGGCUUAUGAUGCAACGUAUCUACGGGUCUCUGAGAUUCAAUGGCUUGGAGUGUUUGUCCAGGAUUGCAACAAUUAUAGCAUUCCGCAGCAAUGUCUCCUGCCUUUGACUGCAGAAGAUAAGAGGAAAGUCGAAGCAAUGUUACCUAGAUGUUAUUUGCAAAGAGAAGUACCAAAAUGGAGGUUUGAACUGGAGCUGCUGUUGCACAAAGGAGUUAAGUUUGAGAUUGAAGCGUUGUCUGUGCAUUCACUCACUUUCUUGUCCCACGAGUAUCUACCAUCAAAGAUCCACAGCGGAGGGUAUAUCUGA